AAGAGAACCGUUCCCCGGCGGAAACACCACAAAGGCGGGGGUCCGAGCUCCACCAGGGGGGACGUGAUGGUGUGAAGCGGGGUCCUAGCAGCUGCGCCGUCAGGACACGUUUGCCGGAUGGACGCGGAUGCUGCGUCGGCUGCUGGAUGCUGAUGCCAACAUCCUCCUGUACCGCGGAUGGAGACCAACGCCAGGCGGGCUGAGAGGCGAUAAGGCAGGAAACUAGAGCAACAGGCCGGUUCGGUCGCGUCUGUAACCAGAGCAGCAACACACAGAGGGGCGGCGGCUACGACAUGUUCUGAGAGCCGGAGAACGGCGGCGGCUGGCGGGAUGAAGGCGCCGAGGAGACCGAGGCAGACGCGGCUCCUCCCCCGGUUCUGCGUCUGUGCAGUCGCUCUGCUCGCAGCCGCCUGGCUCUUCCUCCUCAGCGAUGUGGCAGGAGCCCGGAGACCAAGUGCUGACGGCAGCGUUGCCUUUUCCAAGAGAGAGCUCAUCCAACAAAAAGAAGAUUCUCACCAGAACGACAAUGUCUCUAGAUCUGCUAUCAGUGAGUUUCCUGAAGACAUUUUCACUCAGGACCAGAGGAGGCAGGGCGCAGUACUCCUCCAUGUUCUCUGUGCAAUUUACAUGUUUCAUGCGCUGGCCAUCGUGUGCGAUGUUUACUUUGUGCCGUCUCUGGAAAAAGUAUCAGAGAACCUUCAGCUCAGUCAGGAUGUUGCUGGGGCGACUUUCAUGGCAGCUGGCAGCUCUGCACCCGAGCUCUUCACCUCUUUGAUCGGAGUGUUCAUCACGAAGGGAGACGUGGGCGUGGGGACGAUCGUGGGCUCAGCAGUGUUUAACAUCCUGGUCAUCAUCGGCAUCUGCGGCAUCUUCUCUGGACAGCCCAUCUCCCUGAGCUGGUGGCCUCUGUUCCGAGAUGCUGUUUUCUACAUAUUGUCCAUAUUGGUGCUUAUUCUGGUGAUCUAUGAUGAAAAGGUUGUGUGGUGGGAGACCGUCAUCCUGAUCUCUAUGUACGGCGUCUACAUAAUCAUCAUGAAGUUCAACAGAACCCUUUGCAGCCUGGUGGAGAAACACUGCAGCCGGGCCGGCCAGCCGUGUCUCAGCAGUCUGCGGCGGACGACUGCUGUUGGAAACAUGGGCGAGUGCGACAACGACAUGGUGCCGCUGAAACCAGACUCAUGUGCGGUUGCCGGUCAGGACUCAGGGGUGGUGAUGGUGGACGAGCUGCUCAACCUGCACCCUCACCAGCUCACCUUCUCAGAGGCAAGCCUCCGCCUUCUCAUCACCCCGCAUUUCCCCCCCUUCACCCGCCUGCGCAUGGCAGGACGCAUGGUCAUCAGCGAGAGGCAGAGGCUGAUUCGGGCUCGGGUCGGCCCCGAGGAGGGGGGAGCAUCGGGAGAGGAAGGCUCCGGUGCCGGUGUGCCGUGGGAGAGGGAGAACAGGACGGUGGCAGAAGGAGACAGGCAGACGCUGGAGGGAGGGAGGGAGAGGGGGAAAGAGGUGAGGGAGGACACGGACACGGGCAGGGGCGCACAGCCAAAGGAGGAAGAGGAGGAGGAGGAGGAAGAUCGACAGGAAGGACAGGAUGAGAACGCUCCUUUCAAACCCUUUGUCAUACCUGGUGGUUGGUGUGUGCGCUUGAAGUGGUUGCUCUCGUGGCCCGUGAGCCUCCUGCUCCACUGCUCCAUCCCCGACUGUAACCUGCCACGCUGGGAGCGCUGGUACCUUGUCACUUUCCUGUCCUCCACGCUAUGGAUAGCCCUGUUCUCCUACCUCAUGGUCUGGAUGGUGACCAUAAUCAGCUACACACUUGGGAUCCCAGACGUCCUCAUGGGCAUCACGUUUUUGGCAGCUGGCACCAGCGUUCCUGACUGUAUGGCCAGCCUCAUUGUUGCCCGUCAAGGGUUAGGCGACAUGGCGGUGUCCAACUCCAUUGGCAGUAAUAUAUUUGAUGUGCUGCUGGGCCUCGGCUUCCCCUGGGCUCUGAGGACUCUCAUAGUCAGCUAUGGAUCAGUGGUAACGAUCAACAGUAAAGGCCUGGUGUACUCAGUGAUUCUGCUGUUGGCUUCGGUCACACUUACUGUCCUGUGUGUCCACCUGAACCGCUGGAGGUUGGACCGCAGGCUGGGACUCUGUCUCAUGCUGCUCUAUGCCAUCUUCCUUCUCUGCUCCAUUGGCUUUGAGAGGCUGUAGAGGACACACACACACACACACCAAGACACAACUAUUUAUACAUAUAUGCUCAAAUACUCGGACUAUAAAGCAGGUUUGACUCGUUUUCCACCUUUAUUGCUGCAACUGUUAUAUUAUGACAGACAGAUUUCCAUUUCUGACCUUGUGUCUGUGUGUUUGAGCAGCAUUACUAUGAAACUGGCUGCCUGAAUGCAACAAUGUUUACCUCUGAUAAAUGAGUAUUUUACAUUAAAGUUUUGUACCGAGCACCUCCGGCCCAGAUCUUUGUGAAAGCAGACUCAUAGUGCACUAUGUCUCGCAACAAAUUUAUAUAGGUAUUGAAUUUGUAUUUUGGAGUAUUGUUCUAAGGAGCCCAAAUCUGUUAGUUUACAGGACUUAUCAUUACUUUAUGACUGCCACAAGUAACCUCAACUACCAAAUGAGGAAACAUGUACAUAUAUAUAGUUGCUUCCUGUUAUUUAUGUAAAGUCACAUGUCCACUUUUUAUUAAGCUUCGUGUCGGUAGCUGUAAUUGACAGUGCAUGAUUGGUCAUUACGCUCCAGAUAAUUGCACUAAGCCACUGUUGUCUUGGCCUUAUACAUAGCUUGAGUCCCCUGUUUCUCCUAAAAGCUUCUCUGGCCCAAGGCCGUGUUGUUGUGCUGAAACAGAGGUGACUGUAUGUCAUAAGGUGUUAAAUGUCUGCAUAUGAAGAGUGUUUUUUGUUGGUUGUAAUAAAGCAUUUUGUUCAGUGGCA
Betta splendens (Siamese fighting fish) is the source of this 2927-nucleotide messenger RNA. Its product is annotated as sodium/potassium/calcium exchanger 3-like. The coding region runs from base 331 to 2193 and encodes 620 amino acids. The record is from RefSeq and is a predicted model, not a curated record. NCBI's taxonomy places the organism in Eukaryota, Metazoa, Chordata, Actinopteri, Anabantiformes, Osphronemidae. Gene Ontology annotation, molecular function: calcium channel activity; calcium, potassium:sodium antiporter activity. Gene Ontology annotation, biological process: intracellular calcium ion homeostasis; calcium ion transmembrane transport. The transcript is spliced from 17 exons. Gene Ontology annotation, cellular component: membrane.